AUGAAUAGAUCAUUGAACGGAACUCCUGUCUCAAUUGCUGAUAUACAGGCAUCUCCAGCAUACUUUGCAGACCUCCCAGAUCCUGCAUUAUUAGCACACGAGCAGGAUCCCCAAAUUCCAGUUCUCUUCAAGAGCCUCCUGAAACGAGAUGCAAUUACCCGCGAACGAGCUCUCUCAGAUUUAGCCACUGCCAUCAAGGCUUCCUCAAAACCUUCUCUUGAACUAUUAGCAUCAUGGACCCAGAUCCACGCAAAACUUGCUCUCGAUGUAUCCCCAGCAAUCAGAGCAACAACCCACCGCAUCCACCACCUUCUCUUUGCCGCCGCUCUUAAACCUGACUCAAGCUCCGACCUUAAAAAAUAUAAAACAACCGUCGCUAAACUCCUCAGAAUCUCUGCAGGAACUUGGGCAAUCUCUCUCCAUGAUACAGAUCGUGCUGCCGCAGCAGAAGCUCGUGCGGCUCUAGAUGCAUUAUUCCCAGUAGCAGGUGGCAAACAAGACGCCUUUUUCGGACCAUAUGCUGGGGCAUCUAUCCUGGCUUACGCACAAGACAUUCUUCUCCAUCAAUCCACAGAAUCCCUUUCAGAUACACGAUUCGUCACUUUGGAAGACGCCCGAAGCAAACGCGAACGUGCUGUUCGUGGAGCAAUUUAUGCAAUAGCUGCUCUAGUAGACCGCCACGAUUUUCUCACAGGCGAUGCUAACGAUACAUUUCUUCAAUUGGUCAGCGAUAGUGCAUUCUGGAAACUCGUAGAUUCCUCGGGACCCAUUGCUGGUCGUGCAGUUCUCAAUGCAUUGCCUAAAAUUAUCAAGGGGAUCCCGAUUGACGUUCUCGUUGACCGACAAAAAGACAUCUUUUCGGCUUUUAUCAAAAAACCAUUAAACGAUUCCCCUGAAACUUCAUCAUCCUUUUCGCCAACAGAAAUCAUGCAAGCUCUUUUGGGUCUUACCCAAAUAUACCCGACUAUUUGGGCCUAUUCUUCAGAUAAGAAAAAGUCUAAAGAUGAGUCUAAACUUAGUUCAAAGGCUGGCGUCUCAUACCUCGCUAAAUAUAUUAAAAAAGUCACUGAAAAGUCGGCACCUUCUCCACAAUUUUGGCACACAUUCAUGGCCUUGCUCUUUCAAAUCCCAGAUCCAUUUUCCCCAUUUUUGCAAUCAGACUCCCCCAUUGCGCUUCAAUCCAGUGAAGCUCUACUCAAUGCAGUCAAGACUGCUGUUCUUACUCUGCCUCUUUAUUCUCCACCAAAAGCAGCUCUUCGUGGAACUCCCGCAGAUGAGCAAUCACCAGCAGCUCACGCAUGGUCAUUUUACUUUGCACUUGUUGAAAAAGUAACACAUUCUGAAUAUUUCCCAGACCAACGAAAACAAGCAGUUAAGGAUUCUUUGACUGCUUUUAACCAAGCUCUAUCUACCGUUACUUCUGCAUCUACAGCAGUCCCACAUACCAUUAUCCCCGUAGCCCAGCGGAUUGCUAAUUCUUUAUUCAAAACAUGGCAAGAUGUUGUUCUCGAGCAACUCAAGAAAUCCGUCCAAUCAUCUAAGGAUGCCUCGGAACAGGUUCGUCAAUCAAUUUCUGGCUACCUCAUUGGUCUUGCUUCACAGGAAUCGUCGGAUCUUAAUUCAAUUAUUGUUGAUUACGCAACUACUCUUCUCAAGUCAAAUAGCAAAGCCCUCGAACCUCUUCUUAAACAGUUCCCGGAUUUGCUUGCAUCAAGCUUGCAAACGGACCUAGAGGUUCUCGCAAAUACAUUUUUCACCACAGGCUUUGCUGAGGCUUCUGCAGAUGACCAAGUCCCCGUCAUUCGUGCAGCCCUUACUACAGCCCAUAUCAAUGUUUCCCCAUCUUUAGCCAGCUCUCGCCUUGUCGCCCUUUCUCAUGCUCCUACUCCAGAAUUUUACCGUGCAGCAACUUGCAUCUUUUCUUUCCACGAUUCCCUAUCUUCUUUAGACUCUUCAUGUGCCGAGUUGGCUUCAGCUGUUUCCACAGCCCUUUUAGCUUGGAUCCAGAAUCCAGCUUCUCAUGAAUCACUUGCUCUUGAAACAAUCUCCACUGUUGUACUGGCCCAUGAUAAAAUCAGCACCUCAGCCGAGGCUCACGCUCUUGUCGAUGCACUUGUCAGCAGACUCAUUGAUUUCGAACAGGAACAAAGUAACCCGAAAUUAUGCACAAAAAUCAUUACUUCCCUGACAGACCUGCGUCGCGCCGAUGCGCCAUUCAUGCUCGACUAUGCUCAAUCCACUCAGGGUAAGGCCACUCUCGCUCGAUUGUGGCGCCUGGCAGAAACUGAUACCCAGUCUGCCACAGAAAACUCAACUACCAUCGAGUCACUUAUUGCACAGCUUGACUUUUUCUCGUUUGUGUCUGCUCCAGACUAUGCCAUGUCGAGUGAGGUACUCCUCAAAGUGGCUGCCGAUCUGCGAACAGAAGCCGUUGCAGCACCGGGUCUUGAUCUCGGUAUCGUGGUCCAGCGUGCUGCUGGGCUUGUUGAACAAGCUCCAGAAACAUUGGCUCUUAGUGCAUUUGAGGGGCUCUUGUUCCCGCAAGAGUCCUGGGACAAUGAUGCACUUGCGCCUAUUCUAGCAACAGGUGUCCAUGCCAAGCUACGUAUUUCACAAACAUUUAGCGGCGCGAUUUUGCAGCUUGAUGAGGGCGCUAUUUCUAAUCAACUUGCCAGCGUUGCGGAUCUUACUAAACUGGUCAACAUGGCAACUUUUGCUUCUAGUCUGGUUAAUACUUUCCCGGAACUUUACGCAAAAGCUGCCCCGACAGUCCAGCAAGCUACCACCCAUGGUGUGUAUUUGGCUGAUGCUGUGUUGAGAAUCUACAGCGCUCUCACUCUCCCGUCUACAGGCCUUGUAGAUGUUAUUCCUGCAGUCUUAAAGGACGCUGAUCAAUUCAAGAACUCCGUUGAGUCCCAAAUUGACAUUGAAACGCUCCUCGACGUUAUUUCGCCCAAGCCCACUAAGGAAGAUCUUGGACCUCUGUUGCUUGUCAUCAAGUCUCUUUGGACUGAAGCUGCCGGUGACGAUGCUCACGCCUUUUACGCUUAUGUUGUUUUGGAAUCUUUCCUUGCCACCACGCUGACGCGUGAGCCUACGAUUGACCCCACGCUGCUCAAAAAGCUUGUCCCAAUGACUAUUAAAAAUAAACUCGGCGUUUUGGCUCUCCUCCAGGCCCUUGCAAACAGCUCUUCUGAACUUGUAUCGAAAUCAUUUGUUGUUCUCCGCAACAACCUCGUCGGUGAUCUUAUCACGGGACCCACUGCACAGAUGCACGAGAAGCGUGGCAUUUACAAUCUUUCCUUGCUUGCUUUAGCUCUUUAUACUCCUUCUGGAAAUACACCCAAUGUCGGUGUGCCUGCAUUCAAACUCACUAAUCUUAUCACUCGCGCUGCUACGCUUUUUGACGACGUUUACGAUUCUGAGUAUGCUCCAUUUGUCAUCCAACUUGGUCGUCUUCUUGUUGCUUUGGCUUCCAGUUUCCCUGCCAGCGAACUCCCCACAGAAUCCUUUUGGGGUCCUGUCAGCGAGUUUAUUGGCGCAGCCAUCACUGCGGCUUCUGCCAAUGUGGGCUCCGAAGAUGAAGACGAGACUUAUUAUGCACACGCCAUUUUAGGUUCUUCUUUUGCACUGGCAAAUGCCUUUAUGAGUGUUUACAGUGAGAUUGAGUCGAGUGAUAUUGACGAAAACAUGGAAUCCGCAUACACUUUGUUUUUGGAUACCAUUACUGUUUUCUACGAAAAUGAACAGCGCAACAGAUCCCUUGAUUCACUCGAUCUGGAGUUUUCACAGCCUUUGUUAGAAUUUGUCACUAUCCAAACUGAGCGCCAAUCCUCAAGACUUUCGAAAACUCUGGCCGGAGAUGCCGUUGAAGCUUCUGCGUUUUACCCCAUGUUUGCAAGUGCCAAUCCCAACUUACAGCAGCUUGGUCUUGUUGUUGUAUCAAUGCGUGUGCGUGCACUCCAAAAGGACCGCGCUUUGGCUUUUGCCACUAUCCCGCGACCCACUCCUGAGGAAAUUGAAGCAAACCUGCUUCCAAUUGAGUUACUCUCUCUUGCCACUCUUCCCUUUGGUCUUUCUUCUCGCAAGACUAUUUCAUUGGACUCUAAAGACGCACGCCAAUACCUCUUUGCAUGGUACAUCAUUUUCCAAUACUUUGACGAGUCCGUUUUCUCUCUCUGCAAAUUAUUCCUCGAACAACUUGCUGAAAGCGAAAGCGUUCUGGCACUGCUUGGCUUUGUAGCACAAAACCUGGGUUCCCUCCAGCGUGGACCUGAAAAAUCUUGGGAUAUUACCACUUUUGAUGUCCAUGUGCAAAUCUCUGCUAACCGCUCUCGCCUUUUGCUCUGGCACAUUUUGUUCCAAGCUUUGAACCAUUCCGGCUUUGUGUGCAAAACAUGGUUCAACACGCGGUUGUCUCAUGGUCUCAAGAAAGAUGCCAAAAAUGUUAUUGGAACUUACAUCUCACCUUUGCUCAUUAAAACAGAAGUUGCCGGUGUACGCAAAUACACUGAACAACUCAAGGCGCGUGGUGAUGACGAUGAGGACGGAGUACUCGAGGGCACUGAGAUUUCAGUUUCCCGUAACAACAAGACAAUCACGUUACAACUUCUUUUUGAAUCUGAGGCCAUUGAAGCUGCUUUUGUUUUCCCAGACGAGUACCCGCUCCAGGACGUGCGGUUCGAGGGUCUCCAGCGUCUUGGUGUUCCUGAGCGCCAGUGGCGCGCUUGGAUUCUGUUUUCACAAACAAUGCUGCUCAAUCAUACGGGCACUAUUGCGACUGCCAUUGAACUUUUUAAGCGGAACGUUGGAAUGUACUUUGCUGGUUUCACCGAGUGUGCAAUCUGCUAUACGAUUCUGCAGGAAGACAAGUCUUUGCCUACACGAGAGUGUGCUACGUGUCACAAUAAGUUCCACGGCUUGUGUUUAUCGCGCUGGUUUAAGAGCGGCAACACAGAUUCGUGUCCCUUGUGUCGCACUGAGCACGCUUUUAAAUAA
Messenger RNA from Magnusiomyces paraingens, 4998 nucleotides. RefSeq lists its product as uncharacterized. The coding region runs from base 1 to 4998 and encodes 1665 amino acids. Gene Ontology annotation, cellular component: RQC complex; cytosol. Lineage: Eukaryota; Fungi; Ascomycota; Dipodascomycetes; Dipodascales; Dipodascaceae. Gene Ontology annotation, biological process: rescue of stalled cytosolic ribosome; ribosome-associated ubiquitin-dependent protein catabolic process. The record is from RefSeq and is a predicted model, not a curated record. Gene Ontology annotation, molecular function: ribosomal large subunit binding; ubiquitin protein ligase activity. The transcript has 2 exons.